Messenger RNA from Striga hermonthica, 1806 nucleotides. NCBI's taxonomy places the organism in Eukaryota, Viridiplantae, Streptophyta, Magnoliopsida, Lamiales, Orobanchaceae. The record is from the annotation of a GenBank genome assembly.
AUGUCGCAACCGUGGUUCACUGGCUCCGACGGCCCACGAACCCGCACCCGCACCCGCACAAACUACCACCCACCCCAUGCCCGCUCCCAGCCCGAGAUUACCGUCACCAUCCCCUCACGCUACGCCUCCUCGCGCGGGCGCCGCCAGCCGCGGCGCGACUCCCACGGGCCGCUAGACGUCUUGCAGAAGUUCGACGACCUAGAGAUCACCUCGCAAUUCGGGGAAGACGCUAUGCCGGAGACGAAAAGCGCCACCGCGUACGACGAAACCCCGGUGGAGGCGACCGGGGCCGACAUUCCCCCGCCGGCGAUGUCGUUUCUGGAGAUAGGGUUCUCCGGGAAGGCCCUGAUCGACAACAUAAAGAGGUGUGGGUACGUGAGCCCUACCCCCAUACAGAGGUACGCGAUCCCCGUGGCCUUAGCGGGGAGGGAUUUGAUGGCGUGUGCGCAAACCGGUUCGGGGAAAACAGCGGCUUUUUGCUUCCCCAUUAUCAACGGCAUUAUGCUGGAUAAGGAGCGUAGCAAGGUCUUCAACGGAAAUAGAGGCGGCCCUACCCGAUUGGCGUCGCCCUUGUCCCUGAUACUAGCUCCGACCCGAGAGCUGGCUUGUCAGAUUCAUGAUGAGGCCGCCAAGUUCUCACAUCAAACUGGAGUCAGAGUUGUGGCUGUUUAUGGUGGGGCUCCUAUGGUCCAACAGUUGCGAAAACUGGAAAUGGGUGUGGACAUCUUGGUUGCAACCCCAGGCCGUCUCGUGGACAUGAUAGAAAGAGGAAGAGUAUCCCUGAGGAAUGUUAAGUUCUUGGCACUGGACGAGGCGGACCGAAUGCUCGACAUGGGUUUUGAGCCCCAAGUCCGAGAGAUUGUUCAGCAAAUGGGGAUGCCCCCUCCAGGCUCGAGACAGACUAUGCUUUUCAGUGCAACAUUCCCUGAUGAAAUACGGAGGCUGGCAUCAGAUUUUCUCUCGAACUACAUCUUUCUUGCAGCUGGAAAAGUCGGCUCAAGUACCGAUCUCAUUGUUCAGAGAGUUGAGUUUGUGGCUGACUCAGACAAACGGAACUAUUUGGUUGAUAUUCUUCGUCGUCAAAAGACAAAUAGCACCCCUGCUAAGAAUGUUUUGACUCUAGUCUUUGUGGAGACGAAAAGAGGAGCAGAUGCACUCGAGAGAUGGUUGUCCAUGAAAGGCUUUCCUGCUACUGCCAUCCACGGUGACAAAGUACAGAUGGAGAGGGAGCGUGCCCUCAAAUCAUUCAGAACUGGCCGAACUCCUAUCCUUGUAGCGACUGACGUGGCUGCUCGAGGGCUCGACAUUCCGCAUGUGGCCCAUGUAGUAAACUUUGACCUUCCGAGAGCCAUAGAUGACUACGUCCACCGGAUCGGAAGGACGGGCCGGGCCGGAAAAUCUGGGGUGGCCACUGCUUUUUUCUCCGAAAAGAAUUCUCCUCUUGCAAAGUCGCUCAUUCAGCUCAUGCUUGAAGCAAAGCAGGAAGUGCCUUCCUGGCUCAAUGAGUAUGCCGAGGCAGCCCAAGACAGCAGCUAUUAUGGCAGUGGCCGUAAAUAUGCGGGCCGUAAAUCUGCAGGUUGGGCCAACAAUGGGCCUCAUGAAGGAAAUUCAGGUUGGGCCAACAAUGGGCCUGCUUAUGAACAAAAUUCAGGUUGGGCCAACAAUGGGCCUACUUAUGAAGAAGAUCCUUAUGCGGGAGCCGAUCCCCCUGCUGAUGUGAAUUUCUCGGAUUUUGAUCCUUCAUGUGGUGCUGCUGGCUCGUACAACAAUGAAACUACUUGGGGUACUGCGGGUGGCUGGGAAUAA